Molecule: messenger RNA, 393 nt
Organism: Strongylus vulgaris
Lineage: Eukaryota; Metazoa; Nematoda; Chromadorea; Rhabditida; Strongylidae
Source: the annotation of a GenBank genome assembly
AUGGUGCGAAUUUUUGUACUCAUAGUUUCUUCGCAGAACACCCGCGAUAUACUCCGCGCAUUUGAACUAAUCGAAACCGAUAUGCAAAUCAAAACUCUCAUUUCUCAUGACGAGCUUGAGAGGAGGGUAAAGAGUGCUCAGGAAAUUUCUGCAAAAUUAGAGCAGCUUCCGGAUGUGGUGAAAAGCGUGUUUGACGAGUGUCGUUCAAAGCUUGAUGCAGCGAUGAAACAAUUCAUCAAUACAACAACGAUCCAUGAUGGAAACGGCUUGAACCUUUUAUGCAGAGUAAUUGCAAAUCCCGGCGAAGUUGGUGGAUCGGCGAACUGCAAAAGUAUGAGUCGCCCACCCGUAAUGGUGAAACUGCCAGCCUAUGGAGGAAUUGCGAACCAGUAA